This is a messenger RNA of Miscanthus lutarioriparius, 333 nucleotides long. NCBI's taxonomy places the organism in Eukaryota, Viridiplantae, Streptophyta, Magnoliopsida, Poales, Poaceae. The record is from the annotation of a GenBank genome assembly.
AUGCCGUACGUGUCGCUGGUGAUGCUAGGCGUGCAGGCGGUCGGAUACAGCAUGCCCCUGAUCACCAGCGCCGAGGCCCUGUUUGCCCGCAUCGCCGCAGGCUCCGACGACGUCGCCGUGCCGCCGUGGUACGAGGUGGGCAAGAGCAGCCUAUAUUGGACCAUCGACUGCAUCAUCAAGAUCCUCAUCCUCGCCGCGUUCCUGCUGAUGCUCCGGCUGGCGCAGAAGGUGUGGCGGUCGUGCAUCCGGCUUCUGACGGCGACAACGGCGGCCGGAAGAAGGAAGCGGCGAAGGACAAGGCCAGUGAAGAAUGUGGAGGAGGUGGAGAGCUAG